Messenger RNA from Plasmodium vinckei vinckei, 258 nucleotides. RefSeq names its product conserved Plasmodium protein, unknown function. The coding region runs from base 1 to 258 and encodes 85 amino acids. The record is from RefSeq and is a predicted model, not a curated record. The transcript has a single exon. NCBI's taxonomy places the organism in Eukaryota, Apicomplexa, Aconoidasida, Haemosporida, Plasmodiidae.
AUGACGUCAGCCCCAGGAUUAUCUUUUGCAAACCUGACUCUUAUGUUGGAUUUGCCACAACUACCUGCCAUUUUUUUUGUUAAUGUAAAAAAUAAUGUCAAAAUAUUGACAAACGAAAUCAAACAAAAUAUUACACCAACCGAAGAUAUAUUUUAUCCACAUAAUAGAAUUAAUUUACAAAAUAAAAAAAUUAAUAAAAUGGGAAGAGUACGGAAAUAUAGCAAUAAUGAAAAUUGGCUAUUUGGAAAUCCAUUUUAG